AUGACGUUGGUUAUUGAAACCGUCAUUCCAAUGGCUUCGUCGACGAUUGGUGAUAGGCCACAGCCAAUUUCGAUCUCAGUUGACGAAUUGGUACCAUUAGUAAAGAAGCAAGGAAAAUUGAAAGUAAAGAAUGGCCUUACAGUCGUAGAUAAAAACUCACGUCCAGCUCAAGUUUUCUGUUAUUUAACCAGUUGGUCAUCUAAGCGUCCUGGGAUUGGUAAAUUCGAACCCAAAAAUAUCGAUGCUUCACUAUGUACACAUAUUGUAUAUGCAUUUGCCACUUUGAAGGAUCAUAUAUUAACUGAAGCAAAUGACGAGGAUCCGGAGAAUUAUGAUAAAUUGAUCGAAUUAAGGGAAAAAAAUCCAGAUUUGCAGAUUUUAUUAGCAAUAGGUGGUUGGGCAUUUGGUUCAACUCCAUUCAAAGAACUCACAUCGAACGUUUAUCGAAUGAAUCAAUUUGUGUAUGAAGCAAUCGAAUUUUUGCGUGAAUACAAGUUCAAUGGCUUAGAUGUCGAUUGGGAGUAUCCGCGAGGCUCAGAUGAUAAGGUUGCUUACGUGAACUUAUUGCGUGAAUUACGUAUUGCAUUUGAAGGUGAAGCAAAAUCAUCAAAUUUACCUCGACUUUUAUUAACUGCAGCAGUACCAGCAUCAUUUGAAGCGAUUGCUGCUGGUUAUGAUGUCCCUGAAAUUUCUAAAUAUUUGGAUUUUAUAAAUGUUAUGACCUAUGAUUUUCAUGGACAAUGGGAAAGACAAGUUGGGCACAAUUCACCUUUACUUGCAUUAGAGUCCGCAACAGGUUAUCAAAAAAAACUUACAGUCGAUUUUAGUGCUCGAGAAUGGUUGAGACAAGGAGCUCCCGCCGAAAAAUUACUCAUUGGCAUGCCUACAUAUGGACGUUCCUUCACGUUAGUGAAUAACACCCAGUUUGAUAUCGGUGCAGCUGCUUCUGGUGGUGGUCAAGCCGGAAAAUUCACUAAUGAAGCUGGGUUUAUGAGUUAUUACGAAAUAUGUUCUUUUUUAUCUCAACCAAACACAACACUUGUUUGGGAUUCAGAACAGCAGGUACCUUUUGCUUACCGCGAUGACCAAUGGAUAGGGUUUGAUGACGAGCGAUCACUUAAAACCAAGAUGAGUUGGUUGAAAGAAAAUGGAUUCGGAGGAAUAAUGGUGUGGUCUAUCGACAUGGAUGACUUUUCGGGAAAGUGUGGCAAUGGCAAAUAUCCUUUAUUAAAAGCUCUUAAUGAAGAAAUCAAAUCUUACAAAGUGAAUUUGCAGUAUGAUGGUCCUUACGAAACACACGGACCACGAGGAGCGUACACUACACAGAAUCCAAAUGAAGUAACAUGUGAAGAAGAAGACGGUCAUAUUAGCUAUCAUCCGGAUAAAGCAGAUUGUACGCAUUACUAUAUGUGUGAAGGAGAACGCAAACACCACAUGCCAUGUCCAGCAAACUUAGUAUUUAAUCCAUCUCAAUCAGUAUGUGAUUGGGAAUUGAACGUUCCUGAAUGUUCAAAUCAAGCUGGCGCAACGAAUUGAAAGUUAAAAAUCGAAAAUUAGACUUAUUUUGAUUGUACAGUGAAUCUAAUAUUUUUGGUAGACAAAAUUUUGCAUGACACACUCCACUCACACGCCAUUCGUAUAUGAAUCCUAUGUUAGUGGAGAGUUUCUCUGUUUACUUUGCUUGUUAUUUUGUCUAUCAAAAAAAUUAGAUUCACUGUAUACCUACAAAAAUUUACGACUUUUUUUCUGAGUAUUCAAUUUCUUGUAUCUAAUUAACGGAAAGCACUAUGAAAGCUACAGAAUAACAUAAAUUUAGACAUCAACUAAAAAAUGUUUUUUUUUUUUACUUCAAUUUUUACAAAAUAAUGUUUUCAAAAUCUUAUUUGCGAUGGUUUAAUAACAUUUUUCCAGCGAAAUUAUGCAUUCUUUUAGCUAGUGAUGUCUGUUACACAUUUCUAUUUUGGAAGUCAUCGAUGUGAUUGAUAUACAAAUUUAAAGUUAAAUUAUCAGCUAAAAACAGUUUAUAUUAAAUGUAUAUUUUCUAAUAAAAAUUGUCCGUUACCAGCACAGUGUGUGGUCACAGUUUUGUUAAAA
Messenger RNA from Contarinia nasturtii (swede midge), 2094 nucleotides. Its product is annotated as chitinase-like protein 3. Gene Ontology annotation, molecular function: chitin binding; hydrolase activity, hydrolyzing O-glycosyl compounds. The coding region runs from base 1 to 1536 and encodes 511 amino acids. NCBI's taxonomy places the organism in Eukaryota, Metazoa, Arthropoda, Insecta, Diptera, Cecidomyiidae. The record is from RefSeq and is a predicted model, not a curated record. Gene Ontology annotation, biological process: chitin catabolic process; carbohydrate metabolic process. The transcript is spliced from 6 exons. Gene Ontology annotation, cellular component: extracellular region.